Molecule: messenger RNA, 2632 nt
Organism: Dicentrarchus labrax (European seabass)
Lineage: Eukaryota; Metazoa; Chordata; Actinopteri; Moronidae
Gene: pcyt2
Product: phosphate cytidylyltransferase 2, ethanolamine
Exons: 12
Coding region: 192-1403 (403 amino acids)
Biological process (GO): phosphatidylethanolamine biosynthetic process
Cellular component (GO): cytoplasm
Molecular function (GO): ethanolamine-phosphate cytidylyltransferase activity
Source: RefSeq, a predicted model, not a curated record
UUCGAUGUGACGUAGUGUGGGAGGCGUUGGCCGGCCGGUGUCACCGUCUGUCUGGAGAACCGGAGACAGACAACACGACCUUUGAGAAUACCGUUAUUCUGUGAGCGGAACCGGAUUCAACCAAGAGAAAUACUCUGACUUGUAGUUUUUAUUUGUACCACCACUUCAGUCCCCUACCCGAACCUGUCGAAAUGAUCAAGAACGGCCACCACGCCACCGACGACCAGCGAGAUGAAGCCGGUUGCACUAAGCCUGAGGGAGCUUCCGUGUGCAGCCCGGAGAAAAGGAAGCGGGUGGUCCGGUUGUGGUGUGACGGCUGUUAUGACAUGGUGCACUAUGGUCACUCCAACCAGCUGCGGCAGGCCAAAGCAAUGGGAGAUUACCUCAUAGUUGGAGUGCAUACAGAUGCUGAGAUUUCCAAGCAUAAGGGUCCUCCGGUCUUCACUCAAGAAGAACGCUACAAGAUGGUACGGGCCAUCAAGUGGGUGGAUAAGAUAGUAGAAGGAGCGCCUUACGUCACCACCCUGGAGACUCUGGACAAGUACAACUGUGACUUCUGUGUGCACGGAGAUGACAUCACGCUGACGGUAGAUGGUAAGGACACAUAUGAAGAGGUGAAGCGCGAAGGCCGUUACCGGGAAUGUAAGCGCACGCAGGGCGUCUCCACCACUGACCUGGUGGGACGAAUGCUUCUCAUGACCAAAGCCCAUCACAGCAACAUGGAUAACCCAGAUUACCAGCAGCAUACAGACAACUUUGGAAAAGGUCCUAAAGGCCACAGUCCAUGGACAGGAGUGUCUCAGUUCCUCCAGACGUCCCAGAAGAUCAUCCAGUUUGCCUCAGGAACAGAGCCUCAACCCGGAGACACCAUCAUCUAUGUGGCCGGGGCAUUCGACCUCUUCCAUAUUGGCCAUGUUGACUUCCUAGAGAUGGUCUAUAAGCAGGCGGAGAGGCCCUACGUCAUCGUAGGUCUGCACUUUGACCAGGAAGUGAAUCGGUACAAGGGGAAGAACUAUCCAAUCAUGAACAUCCACGAGAGAACGCUGAGUGUCCUGGCCUGUCGGUAUGUGUCAGAGGUGGUGAUUGGGGCACCCUAUGCAGUGGGCAAAGACUUGCUGGAUCAUUUUAAGGUGGACCUGGUGUGUCAUGGCAAGACUGAGGUGUUUCCAGACAAGGAUGGGUCAGACCCCUACGCUGAGCCUAGGAAGAGGGGGGUAUUCAGGACCAUCAAUAGUGGGAACAAUCUCACCACUGAUGACAUUGUCCAGAGGAUAAUUGAAAACAGGCUGCAGUUUGAAGCCAGGAACCAAAAGAAGGAGGCCAAGGAGAUGGCGGUGAUUGAGGCGAUGAAGAGGAAAGAACAGCAGGACCAAAGUGAAGCUGCAGCCCAGGCUGCUCACUAGUUAGACCUCAGACCUGGUUCUGUGUCUUCCGCAUCCUGGUACACACAGCUUUAAGAGAGUGGACACCACUGACCCAGAUGGACGGUCCAUGUUGUCCUAAACUGGACCUGGCUGGGUGAAACAACCCAGUAAGUCUCUACCAGUCAACAGUGUGUCAUACACGCUGCUAGUUUAGCUUCACUGUCUUCACUUAUACAGACUACUCCAGCCUAGAAUACAUCUGCCUCGACAAGAACACAAAGAAUCCGAACACUUAACAUGCUACCAUUCAACCUGCAAAGUCCCCUCAAACCCCUCAUUCUCCACAGAGAACUUUUAAUGUUAUCUUCUCUCAUGUAUUGUUUUUGUCACUGAAAUCACACACUACAUGUUUCUGUAUAGACGUAGAAGGGGUAUAUUAAGUUUGUAAUAAGCCAUAACUUAUUGACAAAAUGUUAAUGUCCAUAAUGUUUUUAGAUUUUAAAGCAUAUUUUAAUGAUCAGUCUUAGAAGUGUCAUCAGUAACAUUUUUAAUACACUCAGAAAACGUAGAUUUAUUUUCAUCACUCUCACUAUAUUUUUGUCCAAUCUGAAAAAAUGUAUUAGUACAUUAAAUGGCCUGUGAAGUAGUCUUUUAAUUUUAACUGUGGAUUUUUAACUACCUGAAUUUGCACCGUGUGUGUGUGUGUGUGUGUGUGUGUGUGUGUGUGUGUGUGUGUGUGCGCGUGCGCGUGUGCGUGUGUGUGAGCGAGAGUGUGUGUGUGAGUGAGUGAGUGAGUGAGUGAGUGAGUGAGAGAGAGAGAGAGAGAGAGGUAAGUGAGUAUGUGCGCUGUAAAAGACAGUAGUGCCUCAUUCCCAAAGCUAUCCUGUAACUAAUGUAAGGGCUGUGACUUGUAUAAAAAAAAUCUAUACCAGAGUGUUUCUACAUUUCUCGCUAAAGUUGUAUUUCUUUCCUUAGUCUGCUUCCAAGAAAUGAAAACUAAAAAGUCUUUUAUCCUUCGAACUGUCAAACUGCUUCUGCAACUCUUUAUAGAUUGCAGAAGGUCACUCUCUGUUGCUUCUCCUGUUGAAUUGGGCAUAGCACCUGGAGGUGAAUUGUUAAUGCUGCGUUUGUAAAGUGUGUCUGUGGGCUGGAAGGCUGAGAAAUAAAUACAUUUCUAAAUGUCAGAUAGUGGGGAUUUUCACAACCUUUCAAUCAAUGUAUCCCAAUGUGUAAAUUCCCACUUUAAUAAAUAAACUGGUAAUAUUGCA